AUGACGAAUUAUACCGCUAACGAUAUCAAUCCUGAAAACUUUCCCAGUUGUCCGUUCGACGACCAAAACGAUCUCACCAGCGUCACACUGCGGUAUGCUGUGCCGACGCUUUUUGGAAUCGUCGAUGUGAUCGGCUUCAUAGGAAAUUUGCUGGUGAUUAUCGUGAUCCUUGGUUAUGCCAGCAUGAGGAACAGUACAAACAUUCUAAUUCUAUCCCUCGCUUUCGCCGACUUUUCAUUCAUCAUUUGCUGCGUUCCGCUCACUGCCAUGGUCUACGCUACUGCCUCUUGGACGCUUCCAGAAUUUGUCUGCAAGACCUACUUUUUCCUUACUUAUUUUUCUGUCUACUGCAGUAUUUACACCCUAGUACUGAUGUGUUUGGACCGCUUUCUGGCGGUGGUGUAUCCUCUUCGAAGCAGAACCUGGCGGACAACCAAAAAUACCAGCAUUCUUGUAGCCGUUACCUGGGUCCUAAUUAUUUCCCUUACCUCACCCAUAUUCAUCAACGCUAAAGUUCUCCGAACCGUCAACCAUAACUCCACAACACCCUGCACACUGGACGUGUGCCAAAACGGUUGGAUAUUUGAGUACAAUGCCAGGAAUGAGAUUGUCGACUUUUCCCUCCACCGCAGUCGCAUAUUCUUCGGAGUAUUUUUUGUUGUGGGCUACGCCUUCCCUCUGGUCGUGAUCUGCUCCCUAUACAGCAUGCUUCUGUGUAAACUGCUGUGCGGUCCGGCCUCAAAGAUGUCAAAGUCAGCGGAGGCCAGUCGGGGCAAGCGGAAGGCCACCAAGGUGGUCAUUGUUGUCGUCCUGGUGUUUGCCUUCUGUUGGCUGCCCAUUCAGGUGGUGUUUAUGCUGCAAAACUUCUCCGGGGACACCGACUCCUUCGCAUUCCGCAUGGCACAUGUGGUGGGGAAUGUGCUUGCCUACGCUAACAGCAGUGUUAACCCGAUUCUGUAUGCAUUCUGCAGCGAAAGCUUUCGCAGGGGCUUUGCUGCCCUCCUCUGUCUGGACCGGUCAAGAAUGCGCCCACCGCCAAGCCCGCACAACGCAAAGCAGCCUAACGCACAGAAGCAACCUAAGGUAUUUGAAGAGAUGCUGGAGGUGUCAAGUGUACAUUCCGAUCACAACGGCAGUGGCCCGAAGUGUCCGCCUGUUGUCGUUCUCGUGGAAGACGCGCCAGAUCCUCGUAACAACAAUUCAGCGCCUCAAUCAGCAACCGCCAACCAUGCUACAGCCUAA
Molecule: messenger RNA, 1242 nt
Organism: Dibothriocephalus latus
Lineage: Eukaryota; Metazoa; Platyhelminthes; Cestoda; Diphyllobothriidea; Diphyllobothriidae
Source: the annotation of a GenBank genome assembly